UUCCUAUUUUAAUCCUCCAUUAUUAUUAUUAAUCCUAAUUACCGUUUUCGUUUAUUACCUUCUUUAUAACGAAAAAAAAAGAAAAAAGCGCGAGCGAUUAGCGAGUCUCGAAGCUGCCGAGCAUCGCCCCUGCUCCUCCUGGAUGGCUUUUCCUCUUCCCCUGUGAUCCCCGGACGGCGCCCUCUCUCUCGUUCGCUCGCUCGCUGGCUCGAGUGAUCGGAGGAGAGCUUAUCAACUGCUAAGUGGGGUUCUCAGCACAACGUAGUUUCAGAAGGAGCUUAAGCUCAUUAAAUGACUUCGUGGAUGUCGCAUGGCUCCUUUGGAACGAUUACUUAAGUCUUUCUGCUGUUUCUCAGUUCAUAAUUUCAGUUAAUUUUGCAUCAAUGGUGUUUGUGAUUGUUAAGUAUUGAAUGCAUUAUCAUGUUGGUAAGCAUGCUUUAUCAUGGCCAAACAAUCAAUGCCUUGCCUAGUGCAUUAAUUCUUUUACUGAUGUUAAGUGUAUUGUUAUGUUGUUGCUUUCUAUUUCAUGUUUUGUUCUCUUCAUUUUUCACCACUUAGUAUGCUCACUGCCUGUUGCAUGUACCCUUUUAUUGGCUGUCUUACUUCUUUUGCACAUGUGAACCCACUCAACACGUUAGCUAUCAUGAGUUAUUCUGAGCCUGCCCUUAUAAUUCCCUUAAAAUUCAAAGUAGUUUCUCCUCGGGCACUUCCAAUAUUUUAUCAUGAGGUUUUUAAUCAUUAGUAGGUCAUAUUGUUGAUUCCUAUUUGUUGUUACUAUUGUGAGGUUUUUGUCUUUCGUAGCACUGAUUCGGAUUCACAAAUUUAUGCUUUGAGACUAAUGAAUAGGCUUACCUCUUAAAUACUGAGUAAUUAGGUGCACAAGUUUCUAAUCAUCUUUCGUUUUCCGUGGAUUUGGUUGCACUACAAAUCAUUGCAUGAUGAAAUUUUGUGGUUCAACAUAUUUUGGUAUUUUUUUUAGAAAUUGCAUAUUUCUGGAAUUCAAGUUAUGUUUUUAUUAAUCAGGUGUCUGGAUGUGUAGCGAAACUUCAGUAAACUGCCCUAAAAUCAUGAAACAGUAAAAUUCUACUUUGUGUAGACUUCAAAUUUCAUGUUCUUAUCUCCUUAUGAUCUCAUGUAUUUCUAUUUUUUGAGUCUUUUCUUUUCAACAAGAAAACAUAUCCCAGUAUAUCUCAACUCUCAAAAUUAAAACUUCUAAAUUUAGGAGAAACAAUAUUGCCAUUUUGAAAUUAAAAACUUCCAAAGGCAGACUUAUCAUUAUGCAUUGUAAAGUUUAUUGAAGAAACCAUUAGCAUGUCAGUGUUCUCUAUGCAUGUGGUAGUAUCAGUUUGACUACAAUUGUCUGCUCCUGCAUAACUUUACAAGGACGAAACAUCUUGAGGGAAUAUUACAUUUUAAUAUUGGGAAGUCUAUCUUAGGAUUUACAAGAAGUCCAUAAAACUAUUGAGCUGAAUGUAUAUUCACAAACAAAUCUUUUAACAACUUCUAGGAGAAACCAGAAGAGGCCAUGUUUUCCUCUGUUUAUUAUUUGUGACUUGUAGAUGCUAGUAUAAAUAAUCCUUUGAAGUUUGCGAUGCGAACAUAAUAACAAUCAUGAAACCUUCUGCCAGCAAUCUGGGUCAGCUUUAUGAAUCCUCAUUUGCCAAUCAUCCCCUUCAAGAAAAGAUGACUCUGAUGUUCUUAUAGGAUUUUUUUUCCCAAUUCCUUUAAAACUUCCUUUCCUGUUACCUUAGGUCUUCCCCUCCUCUUUUUAAAUUUUAAGGAAUUAAAGGGGUGGAGCACAUCCAAAAUUGUGAUUCCUUUAACUGGCAAAUUCUUCAACAUAUCAAAAAUUAAGGAAAGCUCUGUCUUGUCACAAAAUGUUGUACGUUGAUUUUCUGUGUACUUGGUUGAUAACUUGUACUUUGCAUCUGGCUUCUUUAUUUUAUGUUUUAUUUAUCAAAGGGAGAAAACAGUGGUUGCUGGUCAUCACACUCAAAGUUGAGGAACAUUACAGGGCAGUCUUGUUAGAAAUCGUGGUAGCAUUCAAGUGCUUCAGUCACAUGCUGAAGUCUUAUUCGGGGAUCCUAACUUCUUCGCUCUGAUAUAAUGAAUUUGUUGUACCUAGAGAAGAGCCUAAAAAUGUAAACUUUCAUAUUUUCAAGGACAAUAGAUGAUUAGUUUGUGAUACCUAUCAGAACUGUUUAAUAAUUGGAACAAACACUUACAUGCUACCUAACUCAAGCUGUAUUCCAUCUGAGAUCCCAUUUCGCUUUCAUAAAUUAUAAAACAGCUGAACAAUUGAACACCGAUCUCUUAUCAGCUAUAUAAGUUAAUGAAUUUGUUGUAUCUAGAGAACAACAAUUAUGCCACUCAUAUAUCACCUCAUUCUAGCUCAAAUCCCAACUCAGUUGAAUAAAUGCUGUAGGUACUAAUUUUGCUAUCCUAAAGAUGUUGUUAGGAAUACUCAGUUAAAUUCCGGCUUUAAAAUUCUAUUAAAUACUGAAUCUUUUGUCUUCCCAAUUCCCAAGAUAUCAUCAAUCAUCUUUAACUGAAUAAAAAAGAUAUUGUGCAUCUGAGCAUAGAGUCCCAAUGACUCAAUAUAGAGGAUAAGAACCGUAAUAAAAAAAAGUCCAAGCGUUCAAGGAGUGUAUGAGUGGUAUGUUGCUGGUCUUGAUACCUAGAAUUUUGUAUCUAAGGCAUCGAACGAGAGGAGCUAAUCCAUGGGGAUGCUUUAUGCUUUUUGAGUAUGCUUAUAAGGGCUUCUUAAGAAGGUUAGGAGUGCCUAUUUAAAUGCUUUCUAUUUAUAUCAUAUGCUUCUACAACUACAAGUCUAAAAUUUAUAAAAAAAUAGUUUGGUCCAAAGUUUUGCAUUUUUUCCUUUUGCAGUGAUGAUCUGCACAACUGCACUGCGCCUUUGGCUGCUAAUCUUUAUAAUAGUGAGGAAAAAGUGAUUGCUGGAUAAACAUUAUUACUAUAAGGAUUCUUGUUUGCAGUAUUGAGUAUUCAGAAGCUUUCACUUAUGGAAGAUGGAUACUUGAAAUUAGGUUUUAUAGGGCUACGUAUUCGGGUUCUACUGAGUUAAGGCGCAAGGAAUGCCCUUGUCCAUCCCGCUGUUUUGGCAUUUCUAUCUCUGAGACCAUUUGUGCAGUUCUUUCUUGUUUGAUUUUUGUAAUAAAAUUGAGGCUGACAGGCUAAUACAUGGUAUAUUAUUUGUUUACAUAUCAAAGACCAUCUGCCAGCAUAAUACGCAUGCUUCAUGAUUUCAUAUGUGUUCACCAAAACAUACUCAAAAGUGAAAAAGAUCAUGAUACAGUUACAUGCAUUGGAAUACUAAGAUUAAUAAAAAAUACUCAAAAAUUUUAAACACCAUAUUACAAAUUUAUGGAAUCUAACUUGAUUCUCUUGUGAUUCAGCAGUUCAGUACUAUGGGGCAAGAUGUAGCUUUGAAAUGCGAAAACCAUUUGCAAACGGAAUCAAGGCCCAAAAUUGUCCAUCCUUCUCAUUGCAGUACAAAAGUAGAAGAAAGAGAUACAAAAGGACAACCCACUAGCAGAUAUCGCCACUUGAAGAGUUUGGAUGGUGACUUCAAAGAAUCGGGUCUCAGCUAUUCUCCGAGCCUCCAUUGCAAAAGCAUGCCUUCUGGGCCUAUUGGAGUAGAUGUUAAUGAUAAUGAAGUGGUAAAGAGGGGUUCUAUAUAUCAGAGCUCAAAAGAAGUGAGGAGAAUUAGGAAGCUAAGAGAGGGAAGAAGAAAAGUAGAGUUGGCCAGUUAUGAUGAUGGUGCUUUCCUCUCCUUUGAGAUUGUUGCUUCCUUGCCUGAGCCUAGGCCAAAUGGAGUAGAUACGUCUCUGCAGCAAAACCUAUCAUCUCUUGUUCUUUUAAAUGCCGAGCCAGCAUCCCAAUCUGGUGACACAAGUCAGUCAGUUACAAAAAGAUCCAUGGAGUUCCUAGAUCUUUCAUUCCGUGAUCUUCCUGAAGAGCCCUUGAAUCCCCACACUUUAUGCUCAGCUUUUGCUGCAGAAAAAAAUAGUUCCGGAGAUAAUCAUUUGGAGAUCUGUCUGCACUCUGAGGAUGCUGAUUAUCUUUAUACUGAUGCAGCUCCUGAGCUGGUACAAACAAGUUCAUUUAGAGAACUAAGUUCUAACUGCAAUCAGAUGCUUGGUCCUGAAAAUAAUGAAAAUAUCAUUACUGAUAAAGAGAGAAUUAAAUCUCUCUCGAAGUCCUUAUCAGCGAAAGCUGAAAAUUUUAGCUCAUCUUGCCAGUCUCUUAAUGCCAGCCCCAAAAAUCGGUUUAGCCCAUUCAAGCGGAUGCUGGAUCCCAUCAUGAAAUCCAAGUCUAUGCGGAACCCACCAGUCAUGGAAACAGAAACUCCUGAAGGCAAAGCUACCCAUCCUGCAAGCAUCAGGGGGAAUGGAUUAACUCUGAAAUCUUUGUUGAACGAUUUCUCAAAGGUGAAUCAGAAAAUAGUGUAUGAUGGGCAGUUGAUUGGUAACGACCAGAUCUUGACCAGUGCUUCUUCACCUGCUCACCUACAUGGCAUUCUUAAAUUGGAGUCUAAGAAUGGUACCCCAUCGUUUGAGUUCUCUAUAAAAGAUCCAGCAGAUGUUCUUUCUGCAAAGACAUGGAGAACAGAUAAUGCAUUUAAUUGGGUCUAUACCUUCCAUAGUUGUAAAAAAAAGAUCAACAAUACUGGCAGGGGUACUAAAGAUAGGCAUGUACAGUCAUCACAAGUGGUUGGACAGAUGCAGGUUUCUUGUUAUCUGUGCUCGGAAGUGAGAGAAAAUGGAUCCUUGGAUAACUCUACUGUGACAGAGUUCAGUUUAUACCACAUUGCCCAGGCAAGGAGCUUUGUUGCUGAAGAAAGAUCUAAAUGCUCUUCAGGUUCCAUUCAACCUCCCACGGAUUUUGUUUCUAAAAACUCAAUGAUAGAUGGUCCUCUGGAGAGAAGUAAUUCAAUGGAGCACCAACUUCAUGUUAGACAUGCUGUCAGUAGUUGUGACUCGCAUGCUUCGACUUCUUACCCUUGGUCACCAGCAGAUUUGCAUCCACACCUGGAAAUUGCUGCUAUUGUAAUUCAAAUUCCUUUUAACAAGAAGAAAAAAGAUAUGAUAGCAGAAGUGGUCGGUUCCAGAGAAAAUUCUAACUUAUCAAAUGUUAUUAGAGUCGAUCAAGGUAGGGAGACAAUGAGAGGUGGGCUAGAUCCUGGAAUUUUGAAGGUGGUUAUCCCAAGUGGGACCCAUGGGUUGCCAAGUACUGAUGAAGCUGGUCCCUCAUCACUACUAGAUAGAUGGAGAUUUGGUGGAGGCUGUGAUUGUGGUGGCUGGGAUAUGGGCUGCCCUAUUAUUGUUUUGGGUAAUGCCGGUGCUGACGGUUGGGCAGAUUACAUAACCAUGGAAAAUCAAAAGCCUAUGGCUUUAUUUGUCCAGGGAACCAAAGAAAAGUUACCUGCAGUAUCCAUGAUGGCUGAUGGGAAAGGACAGUAUUCAGUUGAUUUUCAUGCACAGUUAUCUGCAUUACAGGCAUUCUCAAUAUGCAUUGCUUUAUUACACAGUUCAGAAGUGUCUUUAGCUGUUGGGCAUGAGAAGAACAGCCAGAGGCUAUAUUCUAAUUCGCUGAAGUUACUCCUUGAGGAAGAAGUGAGGCACUUAGUCGAAGCAGUUGCAGUAGAAGAGAAAAGAAAAGCAAAGAAGAAAGUAGAACAAAUCCCUCCCUCUUUCUUCCUCGAUCCGCCUUUUUCUCCAAUGGGCCGAGUCUAGUUUGAACGUGUUGUAUAGUGGUUGAACUACAUGCCUCGAAAGUCCAAUUAAGGACUGCAUUGCUCAUUGCAGUUUCGGCUUGCUAGAAUGUGCCACCAGCUCUGGCAGGGGAAUCCUUGGAUUGGUCACUGGGUACGGUUGGACUU
Messenger RNA from Phoenix dactylifera (date palm), 5899 nucleotides. The record is from RefSeq and is a predicted model, not a curated record. NCBI's taxonomy places the organism in Eukaryota, Viridiplantae, Streptophyta, Magnoliopsida, Arecales, Arecaceae.